AUCCAGCUACACACUUUGUUAUCUUGAAUUCUCCAGCAUUUGCAGUUCCCAUUAUCUUUGAGAAGAAAUAGAUCUGUUGUGUUUCAGAUCAUAAUAGUUUCUGAACUGAAUGUCUAUCACUGAUUUUAAUUCCAGUGUGGGGGUGGAUUUGCUUGACAGAUUAGUACGGCCCUGUGCCACUGUUUUAGCCACUCCUCUUUAUUAUCAGAGAAGCACAGGUAGGCUUUGUUUGCAGUGCAGACGUACUCUCUACUGAGAAAACAUGAUUUGGUGAAGAGAACAACUUCGGACAACAUAUCGUCUUAUGCAUCUUGCUUUCCUAAAGCUUUAAAUCAUUAACGUUUGAGAACUAAGAGUUUCACCUGUGUGGAUGAAAAAAAUUGAAUGAUGGACAUGUUCUGUGACUCAUGCAGGCAACACCUGAAGAAUUUUAUGGAAUUGAUACAGAGGGCCUCGGAAAACCUCUUGCAGAAAAUAAAAGAUUUUUUUACCUCAAUACCGUGCUGUUGCUGUCUGAAACGGGAUAGACCUGAGUCAAACAGGUUUUACAAACCAGUUCUUCAACAACAUGAGAAAGAAGCUGCACAGCAGUUUUUGCGACAUGUCGAAGAAGAAAGCAAAAUGAUUGACAAUGAAUGUCUGGAAGCUUUGCGGACAUUAGCUGCUUCUGAAAACCCAAGUCUACAGCAAUCAGCUGCUCUCUAUUACCUACAUAUCAGUGAACAGUUGAAGAAUGAAUUGCCUGAUGAAUACCUGGAGCCAUAUUGUGAUUUGUUACGGUCCAAUGAUUUGGAAGUGCAGAGGAAGGCUUCUCUAUCCCUGGUCAAUCUCUUAGUGGAGGGUAAUGUGAACAAAGAGACAGUGGUACAGGUUGGAUUGCUGGAGCCCAUACUUGAGCUGCUUCGUUCUGGAGAUGCCACUGUACAGUGCAACUCCUGUGCAUGCGUGGCCACCUUAGCCACUUCGGUUUUAAACAGAAAUGCCAUUGCCUCUGAAGGGGGAAUUAAACCUCUCUUAGGUCUUGCAAAGUCAUAUGAUCCCAGAGUGCAGCAAAAUGCAGCAGGUGCCAUUCUCAACCUUACAAAAUCAGAAAAGGCUCAUCAUUUGUUGUGUAAGGAGGGAGCUCUGCCUGUUCUGAUCCUACACCUACAAUCUCCUGACUCCGAAGUCCAGUAUUACAGUUGUUCUGCAUUGACCAACAUCGCUUCCAACCCACUGCACCAUCCAAGUAUGCUUCGAAUAGGUGAUGGCAUUCUCUUCAAAAUGUUACAGGCUCUUAUGUCGUCCACUGUGGUAAAGGUCUGCUGUCAAGCAUGCUACUGCCUCCGGAACUUAUUUCUAAAUGCAGACACUCAAGAUGAUAUUCUGGCCAUGAACUUCUUGCCUCAGUUACAUGAAUUGUUGAAGUUCCCCAACAAAAGCGUGAAUGAAGCAGCUCUUUCCGUUCUCAGUGUUCUAUCAGAGAAUCAUUCCAACACGGCUGUCAUUGUGUCUGAGAAUAUCUUAAAAACUUUGGGGAAGUUACUGUUAAUUUACAAAACAAGUCCUGGAAUCAGUAAUUAUGUUGCAAACAUAAUCCAAAAACUAGCCACGAGUGGGACUCAACAGGCUAUUAUUGACAGUGGAUGUGUUGUAGUCCUGCUUCAGGUCCUUGGGCUCCUCACAAUUCAUGAUGAAACUUUGCUGUAUGUCACAGCUUGUAUUGCUCAGCUCACAAACGAUGAAAAAAUAAGAACACAAAUAACACAGGAAUCAAAUGUAAAUGUAGCAGCUUACCUGUUGAUGCUCUCAAGUCAAUCCGGAAAUAUCGAUCUCUGCUUCCAGGCUGCUUAUAUAAUCAGCCAACUUGGACAAGAUGAAAUGUUUACCUUGCUGUUGAGACCACACAUCAAGGAGGUUGUUGGUUAUGUCUUACAUUUUCUCAAGCAUCAAGAAAUUAGAUUUCAACAUCUCGGCCUUUUAACUAUACGGAAUUUCAGAAAAGAUUCUCAUUUUGCAGCAGCGUUCAGCCAGAGGCAGUUGAUAGAGCAACUCAACAAUGUUUCUCAGCAAACAGCAGAAAUGCAAGAACUACUUCAAGCUGUUUUAUACCAGAAUGAGGAAGACUAAACGCACAAUGAUUGAUGAUGUCACCUAAGAACUGUGUAUCAGGGCAAGUUAAAACUAAAAGAACACAAGAAAAUCAAAGAUACAUAUGUCAUGACCAGGUGAGGGGUGACGUGCCCCUUUCUUUAAACCCCCUCUCUGUCAGCCGUUAUAAAUACUUUUUCAGUUUUCAGCACAUGGCCAUUACUCUUCAUUUAAACUUUGUGAACCAGAUCAUAAAUGAAGGAAAAACAAUUCCAAGGUUUUCUUGAGUGAAAGCUAGUAGAGUUUUGCUCACAUUCAAACACGAGAAAAAUAACAAAAUGCAACAUCAAAUGCUUACACACAAACCCAGGGAAUAAAGCUUUUGGGGUGUUUUGUGAUAAUGAAAACUGGGUCCCAGUAUGCAGCUGUGUUCUGUUUCCUCAUGGGUGCCAAAGUGGCUGAUAACUUCUCAGUGAACGCUGGUUUUUCCAAAUGUUUUUUUCACAAUUGUACUAGUUUCUAAAAGUGGGAGCGAGGGAGAGAAGAAUUUUCAGUAUCCUUGCUGUUAUCCCUCACGGCAGAUUCUGGUGACUGUGUUAACACGGUAUGGUGCUGGAGAAAGCAGCAGGCCAGGCAGCAUCAGGGGAGCAAAGGACCCUUUCUGAAGAAGAGUCCCAACCUGAAAUGUAAACUUUCUUGCUCCUCUGACGCUGCGUGGCCUGCUGUGUUCCUCCAGCUCCACACUGUGUUAUCUCUGCCUCCAGCAUUUGCACUUCUUGCUGUUCCUGGUGUCUGUGUCUUUGUUCCAUUCCAAGUUAGGUUAUAGAAACUUUCACCUCUCAAGGUUUUUUAAUCCAUUCAUUGUACGUGGGUAUCAUUUGUUGGCUAGCAUUUAUUGCCUUGAGAAUUAGUUGCCCUUGAGAAGGUGGUGGUGAGCUGUCUUCUCAAACCACUAUAAUCCCUGUGCUGUAGGUGGCGCACAAUGCCAUUAAAAAGGGAAUUCAAGGAUUUUGACCCAGCAACAGUGAAGGAACAGUGAUAUAUUUCCAAGUCAGGAUGGUGAGUGGCUGGGAGGGGAACUUCCAGGUGGUGGUGUUCCUACAUAUCUGCCGCCCUUUGUCCAUCUAGAUGGAAGUAGUCAUGAGUUUGGAAGGUGUUAAGAAUCUUUGGUGAAUUUCUGUAGUGCACCUCGCAGAUCAUACACACUGCUGCUAAUAAAAUGUGAGG
Stegostoma tigrinum is the source of this 3297-nucleotide messenger RNA. RefSeq lists its product as uncharacterized. The transcript is spliced from 15 exons. The record is from RefSeq and is a predicted model, not a curated record. Gene Ontology annotation, molecular function: protein binding; protein-membrane adaptor activity. Bases 385 to 2109 code for a protein of 574 amino acids. Gene Ontology annotation, biological process: nucleus-vacuole junction assembly. NCBI's taxonomy places the organism in Eukaryota, Metazoa, Chordata, Chondrichthyes, Orectolobiformes, Stegostomatidae.